GGACAUCGCAAUCUAAAUCCAAACCCCACAUAUUCAUUUCAGGAAGCUGCAAGUUGGACAGGCAUAGAGCCAGAGACACUUGAUUACCGAAGCAAGAAUAGUAGCAACUACACAGACAAACUGAAAUGUUUUGAUACUGUAACUCUUUGGGAACGCCUCUUUAAAACUUGGUUGUAUCGACGCAUUGCAUUCUAUGUAACUCGUACUACCCCGUCUGGACUGUAUGAUGGACUGGACAGUUAGCAGUCGGGCCCUAUUGUGGUGCAUUUUCACGUUACUGUGUAGUAUUGGCCCACUUCAAAUGAGUUUCUGCCGCGCCAGCACCGUCUCCCUCCCCGAAAGCCUGCUCUUUGUGUCCACCCUGGAUGGAAACCUACACGCCGUCAGCAAGAAAUCAGGCUCUAUCAAAUGGACGCUGAAAGAGGAUCCUGUUCUGCAGGUUCCAACGCAUGUGGCAGAGCCAGCUUUUCUGCCUGACCCUAACGAUGGCAGCCUGUACUCUCUAGGAGGGAAGAACAACGAGGGACUGACUAAACUGCCUUUCACCAUACCUGAGCUGGUCCAGGCGUCUCCCUGCCGCAGCUCUGACGGGAUCAUCUACAUGGGUAAGAAGCAGGAUCUGUGGUACGUCGUGGACCUGUUGACAGGGGAGAAGCAGCAGACUCUCACUUCCUCCUUUGCUGAGAUGCUGUGUCCCUCCUCCUCCCUUCUCUACCUGGGACGCACCGAGUACACUAUCACCAUGUACGACACCAAGAGUAGACAGCUCCGCUGGAAUGCCACCUACUUCGACUACGCCUCCACGCUGCCUGACGACGACACCAAAUACAAGAUGGCCCACUUUGUCUCCAAUGGUGACGGACUGGUGGUGACAGUGGACAGUGAGUCGGGUGACGUCCAGUGGAUCCAGAAUUACAACUCCCCCGUGGUGGCCAUGUACAUAUGGCAGCGCGAGGGCCUGCGCAAGGUGCCGCUCACCAACGUCGCUGUGGAAACGCUGCGCUACCUCACCUUCAUGUCAGGCGAGGUGGGCCGCAUCACGCAGUGGAAGUAUCCCUUCCCCAAGGAGAAGAAGCCCAAGAACAAGCUCAUGGCCACACUCUACGUAGGCAAGUACUCCACCAGCCUGUACGCAUCGCCCUCCCUGGUGCAUGAUGGGGUCACGGUCGUGCCCCGCGGCAGCACCUUCCCCAUGCUGGAGGGUCCUAACAGCCAGGAGGUAACAAUGGAGGAGGAGUGUGUGAUCACCCCCAGGACCAGCGUCAAAUUCAACUCUGCCCUGAGGGAACGCAACCGCAUCAACUUCAUGAGGAACCACCUGCUCCUCAUAGGUCAUCAUGAGACGCCUCCUGAUGCCCAUAACAAGAUCCUGGAGAAGUUCCCUGACAGUAUCCCACGCCAGCAGGGCAAUUUCAUCCCCCCCACCACAGAGAAGACCCUAGAGGAGAAGGUGAAUGAGAGUGACAUGGGAGAAGGCCCCACUGUGGGCCCCAGCCCCCCGGUGGUCACCUCCAUCCAGGAGCAGCCGGGGCGGACCACACCGGUGAGGGUGGAGGCCCCUGUGGACUCCAUGCUUAAAGACAUGGCCACCAUCAUUUUCAGCACCUUCCUCCUGGCCGGCUGGGUAGCCUUCAUCAUCAUCUACCCCAAGAGUGUUCACAAACAGCAGCAGCUGCAGCAUGAACAGUUCCAGAGGCAGUUGGAUGAACGGCUGGAUCUCCUGAGGAGACAGCCGUUCCCUCCCCCAGGGACCGACCUGCCCCUGCUGGCCCCGGACGCUGACUCAGACCACAGCAGCCCCAACGGCACCCCCAACAUCACCCCCCGUGCAUCCAACCACUCCAACCUGUCUGUGCCUGAGCUGGGCAGCUCCGCCAACGAGCACGAGGACGGAGAUGAGGACUCCAACAUGGUCAGAGUUGGAAAGAUUACGUUCCGUCCCAAAAAUGUUUUGGGACACGGUGCAGAGGGAACCAUCGUGUAUAAGGGUCAGUUUGACAACCGUGCCGUGGCAGUCAAGAGGAUCCUCCCAGAAUGCUUCAGCUUUGCUGACCGUGAGGUGGACCUGCUGCGCGAGUCGGACGAGCACCCCAAUGUCAUCCGCUACUUCUGUACAGAGAGGGAUCGCCAGUUCCAGUACAUCGCUAUAGAGCUGUGUGCCGCCUCACUGCAAGAGUAUGUGGAGAGACAGGAUUUUGAUCGGCAUGGACUGGAGCCUGUGAUGCUGCUGCAGCAGACCAUGUCAGGACUGGCACACCUGCACUCCCUCAAUAUAGUGCACAGAGACCUGAAGCCCCACAACAUCCUGGUGUCCAUGCCCAACGCCCACGGCCGGGCGCGGGCCAUGAUCUCCGACUUUGGCCUGUGUAAGAAGCUGGCGGUGGGCCGACACAGCUUCAGCAGGAGGUCCGGGGUGCCCGGCACCGAGGGGUGGAUCGCCCCAGAGGUCCUCAGUGAGGACUGCAAGGACAACCCUACGUGCACGGUGGACAUCUUCUCUGCAGGCUGUGUGUUCUACUAUGUAGUGUCCUGGGGAUGUCAUCCCUUUGGCAAGUCCCUGCAGAGGCAAGCCAACAUACUGCUGGGAGCCUACAGCCUGGACCAGCUACAGCCCCACAAACAUGAGGACAUCGUGGCCACAGACCUGAUAGAACAGAUGCUGAAUAUGGAGCCCCAGAGGAGGCCUUCUGCUGAGAGCGUGCUCAAACACCCCUUCUUCUGGAGCCUGGAGAAACAGCUGCAGUUCUUCCAGGACUUGAGUGACAGGAUAGAGAAGGAGCCGCUGGACGGACCAAUCGUAAGGCAGCUGGAGCGAGGGGGGCGGGCCGUGGUGAAGCUGGACUGGAGGGAACACAUCACAGUGCCUCUACAGACCGAUCUACGUAAAUUCCGGUCGUAUAAAGGAGGGUCCGUCAGAGAUCUUCUCCGCGCCAUGAGAAACAAGAAGCACCAUUACAGGGAGUUACCAGCAGAGGUCCAGGAGACUCUGGGCUCUAUCCCUGAUGACUUUGUCUCCUACUUCACCUCCCGCUUCCCCCACCUGCUGCGCCACACCUACCUGGCCAUGCACACCUGUGCCCACGAGAGGUCAUUCCUUCCCUACUACUCCAGCUCAGAGCAGCUCUCCUGGAUACGGACUUCCUACACACACCCCGGGCCCAAGGCCACACCCCCGCUGCAGACACACACAUCGCAGCCAGAGGAACCCACACCGUCAAACACAGUACCCUCACAGCCUGAGAUGGUGUCAAACACAAUUCCAUCCACAGAACCCAUACAGUCAGUGACCGUAUCAGACUCCACACCCAUACAGUCACUAUCAAUCACAACACCCCCACAGUCAGUGACCGUAUCAGACUCCACACCCAUACAGUCACUAUCAAUCACAACACCCCCACAGUCAGUGACCGUAUCAGACUCCACACCCAUACAGUCACUAUCAAUCACAACACCCCCACAGUCAGUGACCGUAUCAGACUCCACACCCAUACAGUCACUAUCAAUCACAACACCCCCACAGUCAGUGACCGUAUCAGACUCCACACCCAUACAGUCACUAUCAAUCACAACACCCCCACAGUCAGUGACCGUAUCAGACUCCACACCCAUACAGUCACUAUCAAUCACAACACCCCCACAGUCAGUGACCGUAUCAGACUCCACACCCAUACAGUCACUAUCAAUCACAACACCCCCACAGUCAGUGACCGUAUCAGACUCCACACCCAUACAGUCACUAUCAAUCACAACACCCCCACAGUCAGUGACCGUAUCAGACUCCACACCCAUACAGUCACUAUCAAUCACAACACCCCCACAGUCAGUGACAGUAUCAGACUCCACACCCAUACAGUCACUAUCAAUCACAACACCCCCACAGUCAGUGCCAACCACAUUACCAGUAGAGCCAGUGUCAUCCACAUCAUUACCAAUCCAACCAGUACUGCCUACAUCACCCCCACCCUCAUCCACACUGCCAGACCUGCCUCCACAGACAGUGUUGCCCUCAGAACCCCCCACACCAUCAGAAACCCCCCUUACAGAUCCUGUCCCACCUGAACCACACAUACUGCCAGUGCCACAUCCAGCCACACCGGACACGGAGCCUGCCUGAGAGCCGACGAGGGGUGGUGGAUGAGUGCUGCACAGAGGAGCGUUGCCUUACGAGUGGACACAUACUGGGGCUCUGUUGCUCUGUCCUGUGCUGGUGAGGACCAGGCCUGCAGUGCCUGGGAGCUGCCGACAGGGGGGAGCAGCAGCCCAAACCAAGUGCCUUUCCUGCUCGACUGAGACAAAAUGGCUCCGAAUGGAACUGUCCCAAGGUCCCUCGACUAAUCAAGAAGCCAGGGUGGAAAUUAACUAGUGGGGGUCGUACUGUGUAGUACAGAGAGAAAUGUUUUAUUUGCAAUGGAGUCCCUCCUAAUGUCAAGUAUUGUGAGGUAUUUUUGGGCACAAAAUACUUGGCAAAGCAAGGGAGGAAUUCUUCUGUUGAUGUUGUUGGAAGACAAGUCGACAAUGGUAGUUUUACUGUGGAAUCUUGUCUCUUAAUGAGCCUAUUCACUGUAAAGAGGUGUAUAUUUUUGUAUAGGUGACGACUUGAUAAUGACUUGAUCAUUGAAAAUCAUGGGAUGUGGCCAUUGUGCCUUUUUAAAUAACACUGUGUUAUGUAUGGGAGUUCUGUGAGGGUAGACGUCUCUGAAAUAGUUUUGCUUGCUGCUGCAGAUGCUGCUAGUGACGGCUUUUCUGUCUUGAAUCAAUACUAUUUCAGUGCCUGUCUUCCUGUGCAGGCGAGGGCAGAUAGUCCAAAGGGUGUUUGAACUAAACACUGGUAAAAGCAUAAUGUGUUUAUCUUUUCUACUUUUAUCUUUUCUACUUUUAUCUUGUCUCUGAUAGCGUUGUGCUGUACAUAAGGCACAAGGCGAUUAUGUGAUCUGAUUGUGUUAUUAUUGCAGUGCAUCACCCAAAGUCUUGUUUGCUUGAUCUCUGACACACUAGGCCUUUACUAAAACUGGUUCAGCUACAAGUCAUGAUAGGAUGAUUACAGAAAGUAUUCACUUCACAUUCUGGUUUUUGCUGUCAGAGGAAUGAUGUGUUUUCUCUCAUCUUAGCUUUGAUGAAUGAUGAUCCAAUACAUGUUUUAUUCAAUCAUAUUGUCUGUAUAACGAUUGGCAGUUAAAUAGGUCUUCAUUUAUUACAUGAAUUAACUGUUAUAGUUUGUUAAUAUUUUAUUUUUUAAGUGGAAUACAUUUACUUCAGGUUUAUUUUGUACUGUUCAUUGUACAUCAAAAACCCCAAGAAGGUACAGUAUUUUGUCUAAUGCAAGCUGUUAAUUAAGUGAGGGUUUUGUGCAAAAGUGGACAGUAAAUCUUUUGUAGUCCCGUCUGACGAUGCCUUUCACUGUUAAGAUUUCAUUUCUAACAUGCCAUCCUGAAUGCAAGAAUAGUUUGUUUUAUGAUUUUUCAGUUAUGCCAUUGUUGGAGUGAAAAUGCCAAAUUAAAUCAGCAUUAAUAUCUGU
Messenger RNA from Salmo salar (Atlantic salmon), 5515 nucleotides. Its product is annotated as serine/threonine-protein kinase/endoribonuclease IRE1. NCBI's taxonomy places the organism in Eukaryota, Metazoa, Chordata, Actinopteri, Salmoniformes, Salmonidae. Gene Ontology annotation, biological process: protein phosphorylation; mRNA processing; IRE1-mediated unfolded protein response. Gene Ontology annotation, molecular function: ATP binding; RNA endonuclease activity; protein serine/threonine kinase activity. The record is from RefSeq and is a predicted model, not a curated record. Gene Ontology annotation, cellular component: IRE1-TRAF2-ASK1 complex.